Messenger RNA from Macadamia integrifolia, 1971 nucleotides. Its product is annotated as jacalin-related lectin 3-like. Bases 80 to 1828 code for a protein of 582 amino acids. The record is from RefSeq and is a predicted model, not a curated record. Gene Ontology annotation, molecular function: carbohydrate binding. The transcript is spliced from 7 exons. Lineage: Eukaryota; Viridiplantae; Streptophyta; Magnoliopsida; Proteales; Proteaceae.
AAGGCCUCAAUAAGUUGCUCUACACAAUCCAAAACCUUACCCCUCCAUCCUCUAUCUCUCUCUCUCUCUCUCUGCAAACAUGAGCAGCUGGGAUGGAUACGAGAAGAGCCAGAACCAGAAAAUAUUGGUGGGCCCGUGGGGAGGCCAAGAUGGAUCAAGGUGGGACGACGGUGUCUACAGUGGGGUAAGGCAAGUGGUGAUAAGACAUGGUUCUGCUAUAGACUCCAUCCAGAUUGAGUAUGAUGCCAGAGGUUGUUCCAUCUGGUCAGACAGGCAUGGUGGAACCGGUGGCUGCCAAACUGAUAAGAUCAAGCUUGAUUUUCCACAAGAAUUCCUCACUUCCAUUAGUGGUUACUAUGGUUCACUCACUCAAUGGGGUCCCAUUAUAGUUCGAUCCCUUUCCUUUGAAAGUAAUCGAAAAAAACAUGGUCCCUUUGGUACCCAAGAAGGAACACAAUUCACCUUCCCUAUCACCUGUGGCAAGAUCAUCGGAUUCCAUGGCCGGUGCAGUUGUUAUCUUGGCUCAAUCGGAGUUUACUUGAAGCCUCUCCAGCAACAAAAUCCACCCAGAGCUCCAAUUCAAUCACCCAACAUUGUUGGCUAUACUGUAACCCAAGAAACUAUACAAACCUACGGCGUAGUACUUGCGGGAAGAGAAAAGGGUGAACAUCGAAAGGUUAUGCAUACCAAUCAAUUUUUCACUGAUGGCCAUGGUGAAGAUGAACUAAAUCUCAAGGUCCAAAUCCCUUACCAUAUUGAGAAAGAAUCUUCAAAUGCUAGAUGGCCCGUGAGGUGUGGACCUUGGGGAGGCGAUGGUGGGACGAUUUUUGAUGAUGGAGUCUAUACAGGUGUUAGGGAAGUUCACAUAAUGCGUAAUGGUGGCAUUGUUUCCAUUAAAGCUUGUUAUGAUAGGAAUGGUCAAGAAUUUUGGGGGAAUAGAAAUGGCGGAAAGGCUGGGCUCAGACUAGACAAGAUGGUAUUUGAUUAUCCAUCAGAAAUCUUGACUCACAUAAGUGGCUAUUACGGGUCGACUAUCUUAAUGGGACCUACAGUGGUCAAGUCCCUCACAUUUCACACAACAAAAAGGAAGUACGGACCAUUUGGAGAUGAACAAGGGAUUUCCUUCAAUUCAGGCUCUAAACAGGGGAGGAUCGUCGGGUUCCAUGGCUGUAAAGGAUGGUUUGUGGAUAGCAUUGGUGUUCAUGUUCUUGAAGCUAACUUAUUGAUGAUUCCAAGACCUCCAAUCUGCAGUAAUUCUUUUAACAUGAAUGACCUGAAUACCGAGGUUAGGUAUGACAUGGUAAAAGGAACAACGACCCCAGCUGCACUAGGGCCAUAUUGUGGGGAAGGAGUGGGUAAGCCAUGGGGUGGGGAUGGAGGUCAGGCAUGGGAUGAUGGAGCUUUUUCUGGGGUUAAGCAGAUUUAUUUGAUAAAAGGCGACGCCAUUUGCUCGAUACAGAUUGAAUACGAUAGGAAUGGACAACCUAUCUGGUCUGCUAGACAUGGUGGUGGAGGUGGAUACAGUGCCCACAAGAUUAGAUUUGAUUACCCACAUGAAGUGGUUGCUCGCAUCAGUGGUUACUAUGGCCCCAAUCCAGGCGAUGCCUGUGCAAAAGUUAUAAGGUCUCUCACAUUUUUCACCAAUAGAGCAAGGUAUGGUCCCUAUGGGGAGGAGAUUGGAACCUUUUUCAGUUCUUCAACAGAAGGAAGGGUGGUUGGAUUCCAUGGUAGAAGUGGUUGUUAUCUGGAUGCAAUUGGAGUCCAUAUGCAACACACUUCGGCUGAUCAAGGACGUGUGAAGGCAGUGUUCAACAAAAUGUUUAACUGAUCAUCCUCAUCAACAACAUCUACUCGAUAAAUAAUAUCCAUCCAUGUAUGAGGUGCUCUAGUCAAUCAAUGAUGUAAUAGUAUAUUAGAGCCUAAAUAUGGAUGUUAAUUUACCCAAAAAAAAAAAAAAAAAAAAAAAAGACC